AUGAUGAACGAAGCGAUCGAGGAGGAUCUGGCAUAUGAAGAUUUGAGGAAUGAUGAAGUCGACCUGCUCGACAUCAGUGCAGUUGAUGUGGACGGAGAAGACGACGAAGAGGAAGAAAACUCGAGCUACAACAGCAGCGACAAAACAAAUGGCUCAGCAGAUGCAGAAUUAAUAAAAUUUAAGGAGCAAAAUAUUUCUUACUACAAGAGGUUUUACGCUAACAAAAGUAUAUACUGUGUCAACUCCUUUAAGAAGUGGAUCUACUUUGGAAGUAUCAACAACAAUUGUUACCUGUACAACAAGUUCGAUGACGACUUGAGGAAUUUCGCACACGCGGGGGUUAGCACUGUUAGCGGCGUGAAUGGCAGCGUGAGCAGCGGCGGUAGUGCCAAAAUCAGCCUGCAGCACCUGAAGCACCAAAAGUACACAGACACCGUCACGAACAUAAAAUUCUCCAAGAGCUACAAAUACAUCGCCCUGUGUAUAUAUAAUGGGGACAUUUACAUUUACAACAAUAAUAAUAUGAACAAGUCAGAAAUUUUAAAUUACAAUAUUACAAAUUUUAAACAAAAUAUUAACAACAGCAAUUCUUUGCUUCACAUUUAUAACUGGAAUGUUGACUUGAGUCAAUUUAAAAAGGAAGAAGAUAAGGAAUGGAUUACCGAGGACAUGAAUUUUGUAAAUAUUCUAACAAUAAAUGAUACGAAUGAUAAAAAGGAUAUUGAAUAUUUUAUGUUUUGUCCUUUUAAUGAACAAAUCCUCUUAAGUAUAUACCUGGACUCGCCAAAUAUAUAUAUAUGGAAUAUACGGCAGAAUACUCCCCUUAGCAUUACCUACACGGUGGAUAUUCCUACCUUCAUUAACAUUUGUAAUUAUGAAAACAGUUUUUAUCUCAUUGCUGGGUUUCACAGUGGUGAGACGCAUGUGUACGAUUAUAAUGUGUAUAAUUUGAAGAAGCGCAAUGAGGGUAAGAAGCAUGAGGGUAGGGUUAAGGGUGAGAGCGGCCGCGUAGACGGCGGGAGGCAGCAGUAUCACCACGAUCAGUACAACCAUGACCAACGCGAGUGGCACCAUGCGCAGCAGAUCAUGAGCGAGGAGCUGGACAACAGCAACGACGUACUCUGCAUAGACAAUAACCUCGCGAAUGAAAUUUACGUGGCCACACACCGAAACGUGAUACAGAUCUGUAGCGUCAGCAAUAACAGCGUCAUCAGCACCUACCAUAACCUACACAGCGACCUAGUAGACUACUGCCUCUUCAACAACAAGCGAAAUAACAUCUUCGCUUCCUCCUCCCUCGACAACAGUAUCAUUGUGUACGACUACCACUGCAAAAAAUAUAUUAACAAAUUCCUUGUGAACUACGAUUUUAAUAAAGUGGACACAAACAACCAAAUGGAAAAAGGAAUAAAUUUCCUCAAAUGGAUCAACACAAAUUUGCUCCUUUUUUCAAGUCUAAAUGGGAAUAUUUAUAUUUACGACAUUCGCUCUAGGCAGUGCAUUCACCAGUUCUACAGUCACACAGAUACCAUAUUCAACGUACAUUUGUCUUUACACUUGUAUGACCAGAAGAACAUCCUUUCCAUUCUAACUGCCAGCGACGACCGUUCCUCGAAUAUGCAUUUCCUGGAUAUUUCUGCGUUUAUUUAG
This is a messenger RNA of Plasmodium fragile, 1650 nucleotides long. RefSeq lists its product as uncharacterized. Lineage: Eukaryota; Apicomplexa; Aconoidasida; Haemosporida; Plasmodiidae. The record is from RefSeq and is a predicted model, not a curated record. The transcript has a single exon. The coding region runs from base 1 to 1650 and encodes 549 amino acids. Gene Ontology annotation, molecular function: protein binding.